AUGCCACUUCAUCUUCUAGGUAAGAAGUCGUGGAACGUUUACAAUGCCGACAACAUCGCCCGCGUCCGUCGCGAUGAAGCUGCUGCGAAGGCCGCCGAAGAAGGGGAAGAGCAGCGCAUGCAGGAAAUUGAUGCGCAACGUCGAUUAGCCAUUCUACGCGGUGAAGAUCCUCCUCCCAUCGAAGAACCCGAAUCGCCCAAGCCAAACGUAACAUCCAUUGGUGAUCGCGAUGCUUCGUAUAGGGGUACGCGACGAAAGCGAAAGCGACCAGGCGAGGAUGACACCGACUUCGAAAUGCGGAUGGCCAGAGAGAAUGACAACUCAGCUCUCGUGAAAAUUGAACCUAAACGCAAGAGUAUAAGCUCUGCGCCUAUAGUGGACCAUAAUGGAUACAUUGAUUUGCUCGGCGAUGAGAAGUCAAGAGCGCACGCCGAGAAGAAUGACGAGGCCGAGAAAGAAGCGAAGAAAAAGAAACAGAGCUAUGAAGACCAAUACAUGAUGCGCUUCUCCAACGCCGCAGGAAAGGAUGGUGUUCUGCGGCCAUGGUAUUCGCAAGCUGAUGCUGCGGCGCCUGAUGCUUCGUCAAAGGACGUAUGGGGCAACCAAGACCCGAACCGUAAAGAUCGGGAUGCCAAACGCAUAUCAUCCAACGAUCCUCUUGCCAUGAUGAAACAGGGAGCUUCCAAGGUUCGUGAGCUUAAAGAGGACAGGAAGCGAUUCCAAGAGGAAAGAGAACAGGAGUUAAAGAACAUGCGCCGCGAAGAGCGACAUCGCGAAAAGAAGCGGCAGCGACACGAAGGGACCGUAGUCGUGACCGGGAGAGAUCAUCAGAUCGCCAUGAGCGAAGACAGCGGUCCAAAGAGCAAAGACGUGAUCGUGAUCGACAGCAUGAUUCACGGAGUCGAAGACAUGAGCGUCAUGAAAGAGAAGGAUCUCGGCAUGAGAGAAGGCGUCAUGAGGAGGAUGAACUGCAAAGAGAGAGGAGUAGGAGGGAUAAAGAACAUCGCGAGAAACAAGAUGUACGAUCUGCAGAAAGAGGGGAAGAAGAACGACGACGGAGUCAUCAUGAACUACGAUAGCGAACAGCACGAUACCCGUUUUGGCCACCUUUUAUUUAAUGCUUCAUGA
Fusarium poae is the source of this 1128-nucleotide messenger RNA. RefSeq lists its product as uncharacterized. Lineage: Eukaryota; Fungi; Ascomycota; Sordariomycetes; Hypocreales; Nectriaceae. The record is from RefSeq and is a predicted model, not a curated record. The coding region runs from base 1 to 1128 and encodes 375 amino acids. The transcript is spliced from 3 exons.